Propithecus coquereli (Coquerel's sifaka) is the source of this 5729-nucleotide messenger RNA. RefSeq names its product fibronectin type III domain containing 1 (gene FNDC1). The transcript is spliced from 24 exons. Bases 1 to 5673 code for a protein of 1890 amino acids. The record is from RefSeq and is a predicted model, not a curated record. Gene Ontology annotation, molecular function: protein binding. Lineage: Eukaryota; Metazoa; Chordata; Mammalia; Primates; Indriidae.
AUGGCCCCCGAGGCCGGGGCGCCCCCGCGCCCGCUGCCCUGGGCGGCGCUGCUGCUCCUGGCCGCGCUGCUCCCCGUCGCCUCCUCGGCGGGGGCCCCAGUUGACCACCCACUGAAGCCAAGGCACGUGAAACUGCUGUCCACUAAAAUGGGCCUGAAAGUCACAUGGGACCCACCCAAAGAUGCUACCAGUAGACCCGUGGAGCAUUACAACAUUGCCUAUGGGAAGUCACUGAAAAGUCUUAAAUACAUCAAGGUGAAUGCGGAGACAUACUCCUUCCUUAUUGAGGAUGUGGAGCCGGGGGUAGUGUACUUUGUGCUGGUUACUGCAGAAAACCACAGUGGAGUGAGCCGUCCAGUAUACAGAGCUGAGAGCCUGCCUGGAGGUGAAUGGAUCAAGAUUGAUGGUUUUCCCAUCAAGGGUCCAGGACCAUUUAAUGAAACCGUCACAGAAAAGGAAGUGCCCAACAAGCCCUUGCGUGUACGUGUCCGGUCCUCAGACGACAGGCUGUCUGUUGCGUGGAAGGCGCCACGCCUGUCUGGAGCCAAGAGUCCACGCAGAUCUCGGGGUUUUCUCCUGGGCUAUGGGGAGAAUGGCCGGAAGAUGAAUUAUGUUCCACUGACGAGAGAUGAGCGGACACAUGAAAUUAAGAAGCUGGCCUCGGAGUCAGUAUACGUGGUCUCCCUGCAGUCCAUGAACUCCCAGGGACGGAGCCAGCCAGUCUACAGAGCUGCCCUAACCAAACGGAAGAUUUCAGAAGAGGAUGAACUGGAUGUACCUAAAGACAUCACUGUCCGGGUUAUGUCAUCCCAGUCUGUGCUUGUGGCCUGGGUGGAUCCUGUUUUGGAAAAACAGAAGAAAGUUGUUGCAUCAAGACAGUACACCGUGCGCUAUCGAGAAAAGGGGGAAUCCGCCAGGUGGGAUUACAAGCAAAUCACUAACAGGCGUGUGUUGAUCGAGAACCUGAUUCCAGAUACCGUGUAUGAAUUUGCAGUCCGUAUUUCACAGGGUGAAAGAGAUGGCAAGUGGAGUAUAUCAGUCUUCCAAAGAACACCAGAAUCUGCUCCUACCACAGCUCCUGAAAACUUGAAUGUCUGGCCAGUCAAUGGCAAACCUACAGUUGUCACUGUGUCUUGGGAUGCACUACCAGAGACCGAGGGGAAGGUGAAAGAAUACAUUCUUUCCUACGCCCCGGCUCUCAAACCAUUUGGAGCAAAGUCCCUCACCUAUCCUGGAGACACUACUUCUGCCCUGGUGGAUGGUCUGCAGCCUGGGGAACGCUAUCUUUUCAAAAUCCGGGCUGCAAACAGGAGAGGCCUGGGACCUCACUCCAAAGCCUUCGUUGUCGCUAUGCCAACAACCAGGAGCAGUGAUGUUCAGCAGAACACGGAGGGUAAUUGGAAACCUCAAAAACCUGAGCCUCCCUCAUCUUCUCCAAAAGCUGCAGCUUCCUCAAAACACACUCAUUUGCCUGUUUCUCCCCAAGAUAGAAAUGUCAAGGACCCUCUCCUUGACUUGAAGAACAAGAUAUUGGCUAAUGGUGGGUUGCCCAGAAAACUCCCGCUUCGCCCUAAGAAGACUGAAGAGUUGGGUCUUCAGUCGACGGAGGUCACCGAGGAGGAGGAGCUAGAUUCCCUGGAGGACCCUCCAGCCUCGCCCUCGGAGAGCCAAGACCAGAAGCGAACUCUGAGGCCACCAAGCAGGCAUGGGCACUCCGUGGUUGCUUCUGGCAGGGCUCCCGUGCUGCCCCGGAAGGAAGGUGCAGAUAAGCGUGGCUCCUCGCUGACCGCCCACCCCCGCUCCUCGGCGGCCACUCCCGCCCACCACACAGCCACCCAGGGCACCUCUCACCGUCCUGCUGGGGGCUCCUCUGCCAACCCGCUUGCCAGCUCUGCCGACAAUGACUCGGUGGACCCAGACGAAGACGAGCGAGCUGCAGGCUCCCUCCACCCCAAGGACACGUCUGCGCAGCAGCCACCUCCCAAGAGGCCGGCCCAGCCCUGGCCAGCCCUGUCGCCCAGCCGCCAGUCUGCCUCCAGCGUCCUGCGGGACAGAAGCGCCAUGCACCAUGGCACAAAACCAGCCUCACCGGCAUGGAGGGCACCCCAUUCUGGGGCCGUGGAGGAAGAUUUCAGCGCCUCAGCCCCACCAUCGAGACUUUCUCCACCCCAUCGGGGGUCAUCUCGGCUGCUGCCCACCCAACCGCACCCGGGCCCUCUGCCCUCCAGGGGCUGGAGGGAUGGUCAUGAAGCCCCAGCCGCCAACUCUAACGCGCCAUCACGGUCCACCAUGUCUUCCUCCAGGACACAGGUCUCUGAGGGAGCAGACGCUUCUGAUGGCCAGGGCGACAGUGAUGGUGACGCAGAAGACAGCGGGAGGCCGGCGGAGGCCACUGCCCAGACGCUGCGGGCCCGGCCUGCCUCUGGACAUUUGAGUUUGCUCAGACACAAGCCCUUUGCAGCCAAUGGCAGGUUUCUGAACAGAUUUGGCAGCGGCCGGGGACUCCGGCUGCAGCCCUCCAGCUCCCCACAGUCCACGGUGCCCCCCCGAGCCCACUCAAGGGCUCACUCUCACCCAGCCUCCGUCCCCAGGCUCGGCUCAGGUAUCCAUGGAGACGGGGAGGAUGAGAAGCCACUUUCUGCCACCGUGGUAAAUGACCACGUGCCUUCCUCCUCCAGGCAGACCACCUCUCGGGGAUGGGACCCCCUAAGAAGAAGCCCCCAGAGAGGGGCUGGUCUGCACCGGAAGGAGCCUGUCCCAGAGAACCCCAAAUCCGCAGGGACAGAUGUACAUUCUCAGGGCAAAUCCUCCUCUCUGUCCUCUAAGGCGCAGGACGUUCAGCAGAGCACAGACGUGGACAUGGAGGGUCAUUCUCCCAAAACGCAGCCAGUGUCCCUGGGCCGCCAGCUGUCCUCUGCUCGUCCUCCCGCAGCACGGUCACAGCACCACCCUGCGCCCAGUGUUCCCAGAAGGAUGACACCAGGCCGGGCCUCAGAAAGGCAGCCCCCGCCACCCGUCUCCACGUCCCAGCACCAGCCCUCCGCCCCCCAGAGCAAGGACUCGGGGCGGUCACUUUCCCAGCCCAAGCUCGCGCUAGCUCAGGCCGGGCGCCCCCGCCCCACGUCGCAGGGCGGCGCCCAUGCCCUCUCGGACCCGUACACCGCAAGCUCCCGAGGGGUGCUGCACACGGGGCGCCGGAGCCAGGACGAGGAUUCCCAGAGCAGCAAUGACAGCGACAGCACGGAAGUCCUGGCCCCCGCCCGCGCCAAGGACGCCACCCUGCCCCUGCCCAAGCACAGUCAGGUGGAGUCGCCUGCGGGGAGCGCCGAGGACAGACCCCGGAGCGGACACGCCGGCUCUUGGCCGAGGCCCGGCGGGCCCCAGACCCGCACCCGCGUCCCGGGCAGGGCCACACCCAGGGAGACCCAGCCUCCUUCCAGGCGGCCCCUGCCGUCCAAAUCCCAGCAGUCAGUCUCCGCGGAGGACGAGGAGGAGGACGCGGGAUUUCUAAAAGGAGGAAAGGAAGACCCUCUGUCUUCCUCUGUGUCCAAGUGGCCCUCUACCUCCACGCCCAAGGGCAGCAAAUAUGCUGAUGGCAGCCUCGCCAAGGACCAGCGGGAGCCUGCCGUGCGGUCUCCUCCCAGAGGGAGCCUGGCGCAGGAAGAGAGCGCCGCUCCCGGGAAGCGACCUCUGCCGCUUCCUCCAGGCAGCCCUCCGAGGGCCUCCCACCUACCUCCCCGACUGCCGCCUCGCAGCCCUGCCACCGCGAGUCCCGUCACGGGGACGCCUUCGUGGCCGCGGUCUGCCACCCGCGCCCCUCCCAGCUACUCCACCACCCCGAUGCUCUCCUUGCGCCAGCGGAUGAUGCAUUCCAGAUUCCGGAAUCCUCUCUCCCGCCAGACUGGGAGACCCCCCUACCGACAAGGUUAUAAUGGCAGACCAAAUGUAGAAGGGAAAGCUCUUCCCGGUAGUAAUGGAAAACCGAAUGGACAGAGAAUUAUCAAUGGCCCUCAAGGAACAAAGUGGGUUGUGGACCUUGAUCGUGGGUUAGUACUGAAUGCAGAAGGAAGGUACCUCCAGGAUUCACAUGGAAAUCCUCUUCGGGUUAAACUGGGAGGGGAUGGCCGGACCAUUGUGGAUCUGGAAGGGACCCCCGUGGUGAGUCCAGACGGCCUCCCCCUCUUUGGGCAGGGGCGACACGGCACACCCCUGGCCAGUGCCCAGGAUAAGCCAAUUUUGAGUCUUGGUGGGAAGCCCCUGGUGGGCUUGGAGGUCAUCAAAACAACCACCCAUCCCCCCACCACAACCACGCGGCCUACCACUACUACGACACCCCUGCCUGCCACUACGACCCCAAGGCCCACGACUGCCACCACUCCGCGGCCCACGACCGCCACCACACGCCGCACAACCACCACCCGCCGCACAACCACUAUGCGCCCAACGACCACAAUCCGAACCACUACGCGGACAACGACCACCACCACCCCUGAACCCACCACCCCGGUCCCCACCUGUCCCCCUGGAACCCUGCAGCAGCGUGACAAUGGAGGCAACCUGAUAAUGGGCUCAAAUGGGAUCCCGGAGUGCUACCCCGAGGAAGACGAAUUCUCAGGCUUGGAGACGGACACGGAAACACCCACGGAAGAGGCCUACGUUGUAUACGAUGACGAUUAUGAAUUUGAGACCUCGAGGCCACCAGCCACCACCAAGCCUUCGACCACUGCUGCCACAACUACACCAAAGGUCAUCCCAGAAGAAGGCACCAUCAGUUCCUUUCCUCAAGAAGAAUUUGAUCUGGCUGGAAAGAAACGAUUUGUUGCUCCUUAUGUGACGUACCUAAAUAAAGACCCAUCAGCUCCGUGCUCUCUGACCGAUGCUCUGGAUCACUUCCAAGUGGACAGCCUGGAUGAAAUCAUCCCGAAUGACAUGAGGAAGAGUGACCUGCCCCCUCAGAAUGCCCCCCGCAACAUCACCGUGGUCGCUAUGGAAGGCUGCCACUCGUUUGUCAUUGUGGACUGGGACAAAGCCACCCAGGGAGAUGUGGUAACAGGUUACCUGGUUUAUAGCGCUUCCUAUGAAGACUUCAUCAGAAACAAGUGGUCCACCCAAGCUUCAUCCAUGACUCAUUUGCCCAUUGAGAACCUGAAGCCAAACACAAGGUAUUACUUUAAAGUUCAAGCCAAGAAUCCUCACGGCUAUGGACCCAUCAGCCCUUCAGUGUCAUUUGUUACGGAGUCAGACAAUCCUCUGCUUGUUGUCAGGCCACCUGGCGGCGAGCCCAUCUGGAUCCCGUUUGCUUUCAAACACGACCCCGGCUACACGGACUGCCACGGCCGGCAAUAUGUGAAGCGGACGUGGUAUCGAAAGUUUGUGGGAGUCGUUCUUUGUAACUCACUGAGAUAUAAGAUCUACCUCAGUGACAACCUUAAAGAUACAUUCUACAGCAUUGGAGACAGCUGGGGAAGGGGUGAAGACCACUGCCAAUUUGUGGAUUCGCACCUUGAUGGAAGAACAGGGCCUCAGUCCUACGUAGAAGCCCUCCCUACCAUUCAAGGUUACUACCGCCAGUAUCGCCAGGAGCCUGUCAGCUUUGGCCACAUUGGCUUUGGAACCCCCUACUACUACGUGGGCUGGUACGAGUGUGGGGUCUCCAUUCCAGGAAAGUGGUAACCACAGGACUGUCGCUCUGCAAGCUGGCCCGCCCAGCCCCCUCGGCUAAAUUGCAC